Messenger RNA from Numida meleagris (helmeted guineafowl), 4434 nucleotides. It is a transcript of the gene FBLN7, whose product is annotated as fibulin 7. The transcript is spliced from 7 exons. Gene Ontology annotation, molecular function: calcium ion binding. Lineage: Eukaryota; Metazoa; Chordata; Aves; Galliformes; Numididae. The record is from RefSeq and is a predicted model, not a curated record. The coding region runs from base 1977 to 3359 and encodes 460 amino acids.
GUGCCCAGCAGAUGGUGCAGGGACCCCGCACAGCGCACGGUGUUCAUUGCACCUUGCGGUGCAUGGCUGCAGGAAGGGGGCACGGCAGGGGACACGGGCUCGGGAAAGAGGCUGCGUGUGCCCCAGGAGUGGCCUUUUUGCAAACCACAAACAUUUGCUCUGCGUGGGAAUCCUACGGGCUGGUAAUGUGAGCUUCAUCGAAGGCGGGGUGCAGUGGUGGAGGUUGGUUGAAAUCCAGGUAGCUAAAGAGAUAAGGGGAAAUGAGGUGAAAAAGCGGGCUGCGUGAUGAACCAAAGGCAACCCCCCCCUUAAAGGGCAGGCCUUGAGGUGGCUGUGGGCAGAAGGGCUCCACGCAGCCAGCCCUCCAGACAGCAUUUGGGAUGGCUGUGACCACAGCCAGGGCACAAAGAGGAGGACGUGGGCUGCCCCCGGGCUGGCUGUCCCACGCGAGCCCUGAGCCCCGCUCCCCAGGGUGAGCUCCGCCAUCCUCUUCCCUCGUCCUGCUCCACAGGGUGCGAGCAGCGCCCGGCACCCGCCGUGCCGUUCGCCAGGGCUCGGCUUCCCCGGCCGCGGUGCGCAGGGCGGCGUGGGAGGGAUAACUCAUCCCAGCCAGGAGGCAGAGGUGCCGGGCGGAGGGAGCUCACCGCCUUCCUCCCGCCAAGAGCCCUGCUCGACCGCGGGACCAUGGCUUCGGGGCUCCGCUGCAGCCUCCCCCUGCUGCUGCCGCUGCUGCUGCUGUGCCCGGCGGCACGGCUGGCCGCACCGGCAGCCCAGGUGAGCUCGUCCUUCUCCUCGCGUGGGUCUGGGGUGUCCUCAUGUGCGUCCUUUCGCCCCUCCGCCUCCCUUCUCUCGGGUCUCGGGGAUGCCUCCUGCAAGAUCUCACCUUAUUUCCCUUCUCCCCAAAGCGGGAGGCUUAGAGCAUGCUAAACGCACCCUCCCACCCCCUAGGUCUUCAAAUCCCCCCUCGCAGUUCCACGCAAUUUGCGUUCCCCACCCCAGCAGGUGAGCCAAGUGGGGAGCACGCGUCUCGCCGGAGCUCCGCUCCCCUCUCCGGCACCCAGCGCUGUGGGAGGGAAGCGCGAGCACGCAGGCUGUUAGUGCAAAGCAAAGCUUUGCUAUUGCUUUUGUGCUGUUGUUUGUUUGUUUGUUUUUAAAUUUCCCUGCACCUGAAAUCACGACCAAGUACACCCAGAGCAAAAAGCACCACUGUUUUUAUGGGAGAGUGGGGGUUUGUUACGGCUCCACAUCCUGCAGGGAGCUCUGCUGGCUCUUGAAGUUAAAAUCAGACCUAACAAAGAGCUGUUUAUUGAAGUGCGCAGGAUGCCAGGCAUCUAUUUGCUUUUUCCUCCCUCUUCCUGUGCUGUACACCCCAGAGCUGCCGGCAGGGCUCAGCUCAUCCCUGGCAACCCUAAAACAGCCACGAGCAGCAGCUGGGGAUGAUGCCGGAUGCUCCGAGCAUGCUGUUUGGGGCUGGCUCUCCUUUUUCCUUUGCAAACCCUCGGUAGCUUUUUGCAAAGUGGAUCAACCCCUGCCCUGCAGCUCAGUUUGCUCGGUCCCAGCCUUGGACCCAUCUCCUUUUCCCAUCACACCGGGGCACGACAUGGGGUUGUGAAUUCCCAAAGGGGAUUGUUCGUCCCCUGCUCCACGUGCUCUGCAAAUCUCCAGGCUUGAAAACUGACUCUGCUUUGCUCAGCUCUUGCUCUCUCCCUUUGGUUUUCAGUUAAUUCCUCAGGAAACCUAUAAUAAAGAUGCCCGUCGCCUGCAUGAGUCAGUCCCUUGGUAACCAUUAGCUUGCAGGCAGAAGUCCCACAAGUGUUUCUGGCCCUAGAAGAACUCACAAGACAUCUGUUUUCCUAUUAUUUUGUAAUAUGGAAGUGGGACAUGGCUCUAGCUCCAGCAGGCCGAGCUGCAGCAUCUCUCCCAGGGCUAACAAAGCUAUCACAGUGAUGCGUUGCCAUGUUAGGAUGUAGGAGGCUAUGCCAAGAGCUAGGGAUUUCCCACAUGAGGUUUGGGUUCAAAACCCCCGUGUUUGGUCAGUGGGGGCAAACGAUGCGAUCUGGAGGAGGCAGGUAGGUGCUGGGGCUGUGGGUGCUGAGCACUUGCCGUGCCCGCAGGGCUGCCCAGGCAGGCAGCAGCUCCUGGCAGCUGUGCGGCAGAUGCAGCAGCUGCUGAAGGGGCAGGAGACGCGCUUCGCCGAGGGCCUGCGCCUGAUGAAGAGCCGCCUCAGCACGCUGCACUCAGCCCUGGCCAAGGCAGCCCCGGAGCCGGCGCCUGUGUCCUGCCCAGCCCCACAGGCCCCCGCUGGCGGGCGGAUGUUCGGCACCAAGUACCUGGUGGAGCACGAGGUGCACUUUGCCUGCGAGCCCGGCUUCGAGCUGCAGGGUUCCAGCACACGGAUAUGCCAGGCUGAUGGCAGCUGGAGUGGACAGGAGCCGCGCUGCACAGAACUCAGCACAUGCUCCAGCAGCCCCUGCCAGAACGGCGGCACCUGUGUGGAGGGACCAGGCCAGCACCACUGCCUCUGCCCACCACCAUGGAGCGGGGCAGCCUGCCAGCACCGCACGCAGACGGAGCCCCCGACGUGGAGCACGACGGCCGACCCUGCCUUCAGCCGCAAGCCCCGCUGUGCCCAGGUGGAGCACGCCCAGCAGUGCCGCUGCGAGCCUGGCUUUCACAUGAGCGGCACAGCCUCCGCCAGCCUCUGCCAGGACGUGGACGAGUGUGAGCUGUACCAGGCAGAAGGGGCACCACGGCUGUGUGCCCACGCCUGCGUCAACCUGCCCGGCUCCUACCGCUGCGCCUGUCCCAGCGGGUACAGCCUGCUGGGCGAUGGCAAGAGCUGUGAAGACAUCGAUGAGUGCGCUCUGUCACGGGACAACUGCACGCGGGGGACAACGUGCAUCAACACAGGCGGGGGCUUCCAGUGCGUCAGCCCUGAGUGUCCCCAGCCCGGUGGCAAUAUCACCUACGUGAAAACAUCACCCUUCCAGUGCGAGCGCAACCCUUGCCCGAUGGACAGCAGGUCGUGCCACCAGGCGCCCAAAACCAUCUCCUUCCACUAUCUGCCGCUGCCCUCCAACCUGCUGACCCCAACCCCGCUCUUCCGCAUGGCCACGGCGGCGGCACCCGGCCGGCCGGGACCCGACAGUCUCCGCUUUGGCAUUGUGGGAGGCAACAACCGGGGCCACUUUGUGAUGCAGCGCUCGGACCGGCAGACUGGGGAGCUCAUCCUGGUGCAGAGGCUGAAGGGCCCCCAGACCAUCCAGGUGGAUGUGGACAUGUCCGAGUACCUGGACCGCACCUUCCAGGCCAAGCAUCUCUCCAAAAUCACUCUCUUCGUCUCUGCCUAUGAGUUUUAGGGCCGACCAGGGGGCGGCUGCAGGGUUUGGAUGCUCUCGUGUGCGUGCGGAUGCCAGCAAGCACUGGAGCCCUGAAGCCAGCUGUCCCCCCUCUGCGUCGCGGCGAUUUUGUCUGAGUCUCCAGGUGGUUUUUACCCCCACCUCCAUGGAAAAAGCAGCAUGUGAGGUGCAACAGACUGCAUGCGGGUUAUCUGCUUGCUGAGUGCGGGAACUGGGCAUUAUUUUUGCCUGCGGCUCCAGGAGGACAUCGUAUAACCUCUGCACUUACACAGUGCAAACCAGCAGGUAGAAACCAAGGUGCUUACGACCUUUUUGAUUCCUUUUUUGUAGGAAAGAAGCUAAGCUGGUGCUGUCAGCCCUCCUCUGCACUGGGCUGGGCUUGCUUCCCUCUGAACACCAAGACCCCCAGCUGGGAUUCGCUGGGCAGAGCUCAAGCUCUUGGUGCUGCUUGGGGCCGUGCCCUACACGCCCUGAGGCUGUGUGGCACAACAUGGAGCAAGUGGAGAAGUUCUUCCCAGCCUCAGCUCCCAGCCCACACCCGAAGCAGCAAGUUUGGGAUGGGACUGUCUAAAAGUGAGGUUGUUGCUCAGGGUGGGGUCAGCCAACCUGAGGUCCCCAGAGACACAGGGAGGACUCGGUGCCAUCCCACAUGAUGAGCUGGAGACGAGGGAUGGCUGGAAGGACCUAAGGCUGUCCCAUGCCUUAAUCCUCUUGGAUGGGGUCAUGCACCUGCAUCCACCCAUGACCACUGGGAAGUCCUGGCAUGGAUGUGUGUUGGGGAUGGCUUCAGCUGAGCACGGUGCUUGUCUUGCAAGAGCUCAGGGUGUGAAUAUCUCAUUUUUUAACACCCCUCGUCCUCUUGCAGGGAUAGCUGUGGGGUUGGCUCCUGCCAUGGUGCUGCAACACGUGCCCAGGGCUGGCACCACUGUGGUGCUCACCUCUGCUCCCCAGUGCAGCGCUUGUGCAUGUAAACCACAAAAACAUUAUGCAUGUUUCUUUUUCAUUUAGUACAAUUAAAGGAUGAUAUAGCCUCUGAGUAGGUGCAGAGCAGAAUAAAGUACCUGCAGCGCGUGUA